AUGUCCCAAUCACUGAACUCUUGUGCAUCAUAUCCUCAGCCAGAUGAUUCAGCGAUCGUCGCCCGGAUUAACUCCUCCACACAUGGCCCGAGGCGAAGGAAGAAGGCGAGACCAGUCCAUAUUUGCGUCUCGCCAAACAUCGGGAUGAAAUCGCCGCUCUCCCUUCUUGUAUUGAUGAUAACGAAAGCGAGUUGCGAUAUCUGUCACCGAUGUGCCCAAGGGAUCUUCAAGGACAACUGGUUGGCCACUGGGUUCCCGGUACAGCCGCCAAAUAUGACUUAUACGGAUGCUUGUGCCAACAGCUUGGGAGAGGCCUUUGAAGUGCAAUGCGGUGGGUCGACUUGUUACGCUGCGGCUUUUGUUAUACGUAAGCGACUUAUAAACUUUCAAAAUUGUGCAUAACCGAGCUGAAGUGGAGUUCACUAAUGAAAGCAACUUAACUAGUAUAAUUAAGAGCACAAAAAUUUAGAAGGAACAUAUGGGGUAAUCAGAGGAUGUCCAGAAGAUUUCAUCGCCGGUUCUAAUGUCCCAGCAAGUGCUACUGGAAAAAUGUGCGAGUAUGCCCGGUACACAGGGACCGCCAGCGUGGCACCAAAUGGAAGACUAAUCACAAACCCAUUUGUUGGGAUCAAUGUUUGCACUGGAACAGCAAAAUGUAACAGCGAGCGGGCUUUGGCCAACUCCGCAUCAUUCGCGGAAACCGAAUGGGGAGCAACCGAUACUAAUUGCAAAUUAAAGUCAGGUAUGUCGUCUUACAACAUUAAAAGUUUGAUGUUUUCAAGACGAACAACAAAAGAUUUUAGGGGGAGUUCAAUGCCUCGAAUGCACUCACUUUGACGGGGAAGGUUCUUGUGAACACGACUCAAAACAAACUUGUACAGGCCCAUAUUGUGUGAAAGCCAUCGGCAAACUAAACGGUAAGCGGUGGCUAUCUUUUGGUUGAUGGUAUUUUUUAUGCUAGGGGGGUCAAAAGUGCAAAAAGCAUAAAUUUUAAUUCUGAUAUAAAAAACCUUCCUAAUCGCUUCAGGACGUCGUUUUGAGCAUCGUGGAUGCACUGCCAUCAAUCCUCUCCAAGUCGACUACUGCUACAAUUUCAACCGACCAAUCAACUCAUCUCUGCUGGGAAUGUCAAUAAACCAAGAAUUCAGCGGAACUCAAUGCAUUUGUGGAAAUCAGCGGUGCAACAGCUCGCUUGUCACGGAAUCGUCGAUCUUUUUGUCUGUUAUGGGUCUUAUUUUCGGAGUAACGGUAAACUUUUAA
Messenger RNA from Bursaphelenchus xylophilus (pine wood nematode), 1260 nucleotides. Lineage: Eukaryota; Metazoa; Nematoda; Chromadorea; Rhabditida; Aphelenchoididae. The record is from the annotation of a GenBank genome assembly.